Molecule: messenger RNA, 2562 nt
Organism: Aphidius gifuensis
Lineage: Eukaryota; Metazoa; Arthropoda; Insecta; Hymenoptera; Braconidae
Product: T-box transcription factor TBX20-like
Exons: 6
Coding region: 579-2135 (518 amino acids)
Biological process (GO): cell fate specification; regulation of transcription by RNA polymerase II; positive regulation of DNA-templated transcription
Cellular component (GO): nucleus
Molecular function (GO): RNA polymerase II cis-regulatory region sequence-specific DNA binding; DNA-binding transcription factor activity, RNA polymerase II-specific
Source: RefSeq, a predicted model, not a curated record
GGUUAGUGGAGUUCGGGAAGUUGAUGAGCGCAGACGCGUUGUGUGCUGGGUGAGAAAGCAAUUAGCACUUUUGGAUGAACACAUUUUGUGUCGUGAGAAACAUAUCAAACGUAUUUCUAAAAUUGUAACCGGAUACGGACAUUUUAUUGUGUGUCGUGUUUUUAUUUAAUUUUUUUUUUUUUUUUCCUUAUUUUAUUUAUUUAUCUAUAUUUUUUUUAUUGCAAUUGUUACCUUAUCGGACUAAUGGUAUUUGUACUAUUAUCAAAAACUUGUUUAUAUGCAUUUUUUAGAUAAUUCAAGUUAAACAUAUAAUAAAAAAAGCUUUAUAUAGUAAUUUUUGUAUAGUUAUUUUACAAUUAUAAUUACGUAUUAUACGUGAGUGUUACCAACCAUUAAAAAAUAAAAGUGUAAAUCAAGUGAACUUUUUUUUUUAAAAAAAACACAAAAAUUAACUCAGAAAUAUUUAGUUUUAUGGCAUCAUUAUAGAGCUUUAUUGAAUUUUGCCUUUUGUUGAGUUUAUAAUUGAACAGUGAGAUUGUUGUUAAAAAAAAAGUAAAUAAAAUAUAAUAAAAAAAAAGAUGACUACUAAAGGGGAAAGGGGUAAAGCGACAGACUUUAGCAUCGCAGCCAUCAUGGCACCCAGGGGUCCUUCGUUUGGACAUUACCACCUGCAGGGUAUUAGUAAUGUAUCUAACAACUCUCCAGAAUGCAAAGAAUAUGAUGCAUCACCAGGUCUUGAUUAUCGUAUUGGUAGAUGUUCACCAAUUAAUAUCGUUACGACAGAAUCAGUCGUUGCUAGAGAAGAAGAACUAUUAAAUGGUGAUGAUUCUGACGAUAUUAAUGAUGAAGAAAUAGCUGAAGUGGAAAGUGUAAAAACUGAAAAAUCAACAAAUGAUGGAGAUGAAGAAAUUGAUGUUGAUGUUGAAGAAUGUAGUAGUACUGAUGAUGGUCCGGUAUCUUCAGUUAAUAAUGUUACUGGUCGUAAAUAUAGAAUUAGUAAUACAACUAGUAAAAAAACACAACAACAAAGACGAACAACAUGUAAUUCAGAUGAAUUAAAAAACAUUGACUGUCAUCUUGAAACCAAAGAACUCUGGGACAAGUUUAAUGAACUUGGAACUGAAAUGAUUAUUACUAAAACUGGCAGAAGAAUGUUUCCAACAUGUCGAGUGUCAUUUAAUGACCUAAAACCAGAAGCUCAAUAUGCUGUUCUUAUGGAUAUUGUUCCGGUUGAUGAUAAAAGAUAUCGUUAUGCAUAUCAUAGAAGUUCUUGGUUAGUAGCAGGUAAAGCAGAUCCACCAGCACCAGCAAGACUUUAUCAUCAUCCUGAUUCACCAUUUACUGGUGAACAAUUACGUAAACAAGUUGUUUCAUUUGAAAAAGUUAAACUUACAAAUAAUGACAUGGAUAAGCAUGGACAGAUAGUUCUCAACUCAAUGCACCGAUAUCAACCAAGGAUACAUUUAGUCAAACUACGUGAUAAAGAAAAUGAAAGAAAUCAUAGAAUAACAGAUCUCAAUAAAGAAGAACAUAAAACAUAUAUUUUUCCUGAAGCAAUUUUCACUGCUGUAACUGCUUAUCAAAAUCAAUUAAUCACAAAACUAAAGAUUGACAGCAAUCCAUUCGCCAAAGGUUUUAGGGAUUCAUCCCGUCUCACAGAUUUUGACAGAGAUCCCAUGGAAUUAAUGGAUCAGCAACUAGUACGUUGUGGAGUGCCUUCAAUUCGUCUUUAUGAACAUCUUGCCAUGACAUCAUCAAAUGUACAACAGCAUCAACAUAACCACCAUCAUUAUCAUCACCAUCAACAGCAACAACAACAACAGCAGCAGCAACAACAACAACAGCAGCAACAACAGCAGCAACAAUCAAGAGUUGAGACAAGUCAACAAUCACUUACUCCUUGGUUGUCACCUAACACAGUAUUACUAUAUGGUAGUAGAAAUGGUGGUACACCUUCACCUUAUCUAACACCACCAUCUUUUCCAUGUUCUGGUCUUUCAUGGUCUUGGCAAUCUCCUGUGUCAAUGAUUUCUCGACGAUCAUCUCCCUCAUCAAGUGGCAUUAGACAUGCUCCUUAUCGAACACCAAAUUCAACUCCACCAUUAUUAAGCGCACGUCCAGCUACCCCAAAUUAGCUAUGUCCAUCAUAGUCAACAAGUUUUUUCUUUAUUUAUUUUUUCCUUAUAGUUACAAUUCAAUUAUUACUUUUUUUUUUUUAUUUUUCGUACUGUCAUUUUACUUGCUGCACAUUUCUUUCAGAUAUGUGUUCAAAAAAAGUUAAAAUGACUGUUAUGAUAAAUAAAUUUUCUGUAAUAUUAAUUUUUAAGUAAUGCUUCCAAUUGUUUGUGAUCAUGCCCAGUGAAAAGCCAAAGAAAUCAACGAAGCAUGCAUUCAUAUAUAUAGAAUUCCUAAAAUUGUAUUAUACAUUAUUAUAUUCAAGGGACUAUUUACUUUGCACUUCGAAAAAUCGUUUAUCCAUAUAGUUAGUCAAAAAUGUGUAUAGGAUCCAAUUAUUAAUUUGUAAUUUUUUAUUAUGUUUUUUUUUCGCUAUUAAGAUUCGUG